UUGUUUUUGUGUUACUGAUGGUUGAUCGCAGAGUUCUGCAAAAGUUAUUGGCAGAAUAAAAUAAAAAAAAAGAAACAAGUUAAUAAACUUUAAAUAGAUUAUUGCCUACUUAAGCAAAAUCGACUAGAAAAAUAAAUAUAUAGAGUGCAGUUCUCUGGAAAAGUGAAAUAGUAAACAAUGGAUCCAACCAUAUCAGUAUCAAAGGGUUGUUUUGUGUUCAAAAACGGAGCCACUAGAGCGGACAAAACAAAAAAGACUACCAAACGCAAAAGAACAACAUCCGUCACAGAUACCGGCAUUUUGGGUAAGGAGGUGACCGAUCAACCAUUUUAUAGAGUGUAUCGUGAAAUAUGGCAAAACAUACAAUGUCAUAUAGAUAACUUACAAAAGGACAGCAGUGUCCGCACUUUAGAGGAUCUAGUGGACUAUGUAGUCCAGCAGAAUACGGGCGAACAAGACGCAUGCGGUAUGGAGGAGAUAUUACCAGCUGCAGCUCUGCUCACAGGCAUAAAUCAACCCGAUCAUUUAGAACAAUUUAAUAAUUUGGGUCAACGUAUUAAUGAGAAAAUUUCCGCCAGCAUUUGUAUACUACAAUCAAGAGAUUGUUCCAACGUUAAGGCAGCCGUUGAGACAAUGGUGCAUCAUUUUGUCGAAGGUCCGCAUGAGGAAGAUGAAGAUCGUGAUCACAAACGUUUAAGAAAAUCACAGUGCACCAUGAAGCAAUUGAAACACUGGUAUCGCAACAAUUAUCCUAGCACUACUACCUCUCAGCAGCAUGAUGAAGAAUCUGAAACGGAUGCCAGUAGCGUUAUAAGUGAUAGUGCUACUACUACUACUACUGGUGAACGCCAUAUGUUGGUUGUAAUAUUGCCCGACUUUGAGUGUUUUAGUUCUGCCAUUCUACAAGAUCUUAUAUUGAUUUUAAGCGCCAAUUGUUGUAAUUUACCCUUUUGUAUGAUCCUGGGUGUGGCCACUUCUAUAACAGCUGUACAUAAUGCUUUACCCUAUCAUGUUACAUCGAAAAUAAAAUUGCGAGUUUUUCAAACACAAGCUGCUCCAGUUAGUUUAAAUGAGAUCUUAGAGAAAGUUAUACUCUCACCUAAAUAUGCCUUCCAUUUGUCCGGCAAAGCAUUUAAAUUCCUUACCCACAUCUUUCUCUACUAUGAUUUUUCUGUCAAUGGUUUUAUACAAGGAUUUAAGUAUUGUCUCAUGGAACACUAUUUCCAAGGCAAUGCUUAUGCUCUAUGUACCAAUUACUCCGCUUCUCUUACCAAAAUCAAAGGCAUGACCCAUGACGAUAUGGAAACUAUACGCAGACAACUAUCCUUUCGUCCUUAUGUGGAGAGUAUUAAUGAUUGCAAACGUAUUAUAGCCAUUUUGACAGACGACAACUAUCUGAAAAAGAAAUUACCUAGUCUUCUAAAAGAUUGUCAUGUAUACUUUAUGUUAAAGCGCAUAUUUCUGGAAUUCUUUACGGUUCUGGUAGAGGAUUUGCCAAAAUGUCCUUUGGGCAAAUAUCGUCGAGAAUUGUAUGCCAACUGUAUGGCCAAGGAGUUAAGUGCACAACCUGAGUUUAAAGAAUCAUGGCAAAUGCUAUCGUUUAUGUCUAAAGAUGAAUUUGUGGCGAAAAUUUCCAAAGCUAUAAAAACCACACAAGAUUUCUUUGAUCAUGAAAUAAAACAUCAUUUAGAGUUGGCCGAAGAUUGUGAGAAAAUUGUUCAGGAAAAGCUGCAGAAUAUAAAGGAACUCAUCACCAAAGUGGUGAUGGCUGGCAUGGAUAGUGCUUCUAACAGUGGCGAAUCGCAAAAAACGGUAACUUCACCCGAUGAACUAAAGCAAUUGUCUUCUCGUCAGGAUCUAAAGGAAAAACUUCUACAAAUGUCCAAACAACAAAAGCCGGUCUCCGAGUUUACGCGCUCGGUACAAGAAACUUUGGACUAUAUAGAACAGCAAAUAGUAACGCCUCACUUAGGUUCCAUGCAAAAUGCACCCACAUUGCAUGAACUGUUUGUAUUCUCCGAUAUCUCUACGGUUAGACGAAAUAUUAUUGGAGCACCCAGAGCUGCUCUGCACAUGGCCCUCAAUAAUCCUCACUUUUAUUUACAAUGUAAAUGUUGUGGUCUUAGGGAACAUUCCCAAUUGUUGGCUACUUUGCCAGAUCUAUCGGUUAUUUAUAAAUUACAUUUGGAAUGUGGUCGCAUGAUAAAUUUAUACGAUUGGCUGCAGGCUUUUCGUUCGGUAGUGGAUUUCAAUGACGAGGAGCAAGAACAAAUAAAUCCUCAGAUACAAGCCCGCUUUACUCGUGCUGUUGCUGAAUUACAAUUUUUGGGAUAUAUCAAAAUGUCUAAACGUAAAACGGAUCAUGCUACUCGUUUAACUUGGUAGUUUUAAAUGAUUUCAUUUUUUAUUGUAACCUGAAUCUUCUUUUUUUCCGUCUUGAAUUUUUUUAUUGUUCUAAUUUCCUUUUCUUUUUUUCUAGUUUUCUUUUUCAUUUGUUAUUAUUUCCGUAUUAUUGUUUUUCAUUGCUAAAUUUCGUAUUUAUUUUCUUUAUUUUGUACAGUUUUUUUUUUAUAAAAAAUUUAUUUUCAAUAAAGAACUGCAACUGCAUGGUUUUAAUGCAAAAGUUGGCAAA
Molecule: messenger RNA, 2632 nt
Organism: Calliphora vicina (urban bluebottle blowfly)
Lineage: Eukaryota; Metazoa; Arthropoda; Insecta; Diptera; Calliphoridae
Gene: Orc3
Product: origin recognition complex subunit 3
Exons: 5
Coding region: 178-2385 (735 amino acids)
Biological process (GO): DNA replication initiation; DNA replication
Cellular component (GO): DNA replication preinitiation complex; nuclear origin of replication recognition complex; nuclear pre-replicative complex
Molecular function (GO): DNA replication origin binding
Source: RefSeq, a predicted model, not a curated record